Molecule: messenger RNA, 1232 nt
Organism: Phlebotomus papatasi
Lineage: Eukaryota; Metazoa; Arthropoda; Insecta; Diptera; Psychodidae
Product: zinc finger protein 236-like
Exons: 1
Coding region: 133-1155 (340 amino acids)
Biological process (GO): regulation of transcription by RNA polymerase II
Cellular component (GO): nucleus
Molecular function (GO): RNA polymerase II transcription regulatory region sequence-specific DNA binding; DNA-binding transcription factor activity, RNA polymerase II-specific; zinc ion binding
Source: RefSeq, a predicted model, not a curated record
CCUUCUUUGAUUCACUGGCAAGCCAGCACGCGCCCUGACAGCCGGAAUCCCAUCCAAGCUAACCAACGUGAAAAUUCCUGUUGCAAUAUCUUCGUUUGAGAUUUCGGUUAAUUUCAUAAAGAUUUUAGAGCUAUGGAGGAAUGGUCAGUGUGUCGAUUGUGCCUCCAAUCCCGAGAUGAACCCCUCAAAUACAUCUCCGGAACACUGCACAAUACCCUCCCGUACCGCAGUAUCUACUUCACUGUAACUGGAAUUGCAUUGACGGAUUACAAGUCAUUCCCAACACAAAUUUGCCGAAUUUGCGAAGAAAAUAUGAUCAGUGCCUAUUCCUUCAGGCAACAGUGCCUAGAGACAGAGGAAAAACUGAAGGAGUUAAAUUCGAUCAAUGAAGAAGUUCCUCCAGACAUGGACGCCAUGUCCGAAGAGAAGUCCAACAGAGAUCCAUUUGAAGAUAUAAAUAAUGAGGACAACCAGCAAGAGGAGAAGGAAAAGAAAAUCCUCUGCAAGAGGUGUAAGAUUGUCUUUAAAGGCCUGGAAAAUUUCAAGAUGCACAAAUGCAAGAAGGAGCGCGAAAUAAAGCCCUUUCAGCCAAAGAGUGUGACCAAGGAGUGCCCUAUUUGUGGCAAAAUGCUCAAAUCAAGUCACUUUACAUCUCAUAUGGACUUCCACAAUGGCAUCAAGAGGUACAGCUGCCAGUACUGCACUGAGAAGUUUUAUUGGUGGACAGCACGCAGGACGCACAUCUACAAGGAGCAUCUCAAACGGAAGGUCUGCAAGUGUCCCCACUGCCCCAGAGAAUUCUAUAUUGCCGGUCAGAUGAAUGUCCACAUACAGCAGAAGCACUCGACAAAACUCAACUUCCAAUGCGAACUCUGUGGGAAAGCCUUCAAGAUCAAGUACAAUCUCAAGUGCCACAUGAAGACUCACAUGGAUGGAGGGCAGUGCAAGGUUUGCGGAUUGACGUGCAGUACUCUCCUGGCACUGAAGAACCACACAGCCCUGCACAACAAACCUGUCAAAUACAAUUGUCCAAUUUGUUCUAAAAGCCUCAUCACAUUCAGUCUCCUCCAGAAUCACUUCAAGUUCAGACAUCCCAAACAGAAGCACCUACUACCCCCGCAUCCGUAUACCAGGCCUAGGAUCGAAUCAAACUAAUAGAAAAACUUGAAUAAAAAAAAAUCUGCAAAAUAUUGUCCAAUUUAAUAAAAAAUAAGUUGAACAGCAAAUAAAAA